This is a messenger RNA of Rubroshorea leprosula, 477 nucleotides long. NCBI's taxonomy places the organism in Eukaryota, Viridiplantae, Streptophyta, Magnoliopsida, Malvales, Dipterocarpaceae. The record is from the annotation of a GenBank genome assembly.
AGGAUUAAUUCAUCUAUGUAUAUUUCUUCCUCUAUGUUGUCUGAUUGAUCUUUCAUCAUUGGUUUUAAUUCAUAGAUGAUUUGAUUGUUGAUCCAAGGAAUUUGGAAUGGAUGAGAGAGGCUAAUUGUCCUGUUCAGGUAGCAGAUGUAACACACUCAUUACAACAGCCAGCAGGAAGAAAGAUGGUGGAGGUGUCGCUAGUGGAGGUGUCGCUAGUGGAGGUCUUGGUGAGCUAAUACCAUGCAUGGCAAGGACUGCUGCUGCUGUUGGAGUGGAUGAAAUUUUCAUGGAGGUGCAUGAUGAUCCUCCAAAUGCACCACCUCUUCGUAACUUGGAGGAAUUGCUAGAAGAACUAAUGGCGAUAGCUAGGGUAAGCAAGGGGAAGCAACGUUUCAACAUUGACCUCACACCAUUUUGUGAUUAAAAGGGUGAUUGUCUCAAAUUCAAAUGUGUUUUGAAUACAAGAAUAUGGCAAAC